AUUGGGGGGUCCUGGCGGGGCCCCGCGAAAUGGAUCGCCAGGAAGAGGCUCGGCCCACAAAGCCGUCGCAAGCCGAUGCGGCCGCCAUCCCUCCUCCAUCCCAGCUUCCAUCUGCUGUCUUCCCCCUCAACAUUUGCUUGUCUUGACAAUGCAUGUACGAAGUAGACGACUCUUGAAAUAGAAACUACUCGGCUGCUCCCCGGACUCCUGGGACAAUGAAGGGCUCAUCAAUUCGCACGCUGUCGCGGGCGUUGUUGGCUCGACGAGGACCCCUCGCCGCGGCGGCGUCGGCAUCGGCUCCCGCCCUGCUUCCAUCUCGGCGGCAAUACUCGACACAUCCUCCAAACGCGAAGCUGAACCUCCCAAUCGACUACUCGACAACUCCUUUGCUAUCGCACACGUCGCAGUCAGCAUUGGGAAACGCCGAGCUGCCACCCGAAGUCCGGAAUGGCACGACGAAGCGCAUGAACCUCUUCCAGGCGAUCAACGACGCGCUGUCGAUCGCCCUGGCCGAAGACGAGUCCGUCCUCGUUUUCGGCGAGGAUGUCGCCUUUGGCGGCGUCUUCCGCUGCACGGGCAAGCUGGCCGAGACAUACGGAGGCGACCGCGUGUUCAACACGCCGCUUACCGAGCAGGGCAUCAUGGGCUUCGCUAUUGGCGUCGCCGCCGAGGGGAUGCGGCCCGUCGCCGAGAUACAAUUUGCCGACUACGUCUACCCGGCUUUCGACCAGCUGGUCAACGAGGCCGCCAAGUUCCGCUACCGCGACGGCUCCGGGGGCCGCAGCGCGGGCGGGCUGACGGUCAGGAUGCCCUGCGGCGGCGUCGGCCACGGCGCGCUGUAUCACUCGCAGUCGCCCGAGAGCCUGUUCACGCACAUUCCUGGGUUGCGUGUCAUCAUGCCCAGGUCGCCGCUCCAGGCCAAGGGGUUGCUGUUGUCGGCCAUCCGCAGUAACGAUCCCUGCGUGUUCAUGGAGCCCAAGAUCCUGUAUCGCGCGGCGGUUGAGCAGGUCCCAACAGCCGCCUACACGCUGCCGCUGUCCAAGGCCGAGGUGUUGAAGGAGGGGUCCGACGUCACCAUCGUGUCGUAUGGCCAGCCGCUGUACAAGUGCAUGGCGGCGCUCAAGCAGGCCGAGCAGGACCUGGGCAUUACGGUCGAACUGAUCGACCUCAGGACCAUCUACCCCUGGGACAAGGAGACCGUGUUCCGGAGCGUCCGAAAAACCGGUCGGUGUCUCGUCGUCCACGAGGCCAUGAUCAACGCUGGCGUCGGGGCCGAGGUAGCUGCUGCGAUCCAAGAAGACCCCGCGACUUUUGUCAGGUUGGAGGCGCCGGUCGCCCGCGUUGCCGGCUGGAGCAUACAUACUCCGCUCAUGUUCGAGACGUUCAACGCGCCGGAUGUCGCAAGGAUUUAUGACAACAUCAAGAAGGUGCUAGAGUACUGAUUUGGACUUGGAUCGAUGUUGCGCUCAAAGAAGGAUCGCAUCGGAGCAGAGCAGGCGCGGCGUUGACAGGUGAAGUGGCGCAUUUGUGUAAUGUGGAACACCGAGCAAGUUAUGUUGUGUGUGUUUCAACCUUGCAGGAGUUUAGCGGUAGCACAGUCGUGCAGUGUAGAAAGCCUGGCCGUGCAAUGAAAAAUAUC
Thermothielavioides terrestris NRRL 8126 is the source of this 1639-nucleotide messenger RNA. RefSeq lists its product as uncharacterized. The coding region runs from base 216 to 1442 and encodes 408 amino acids. Gene Ontology annotation, biological process: branched-chain amino acid catabolic process; response to nutrient. Lineage: Eukaryota; Fungi; Ascomycota; Sordariomycetes; Sordariales; Chaetomiaceae. The transcript has 2 exons. The record is from RefSeq and is a predicted model, not a curated record. Gene Ontology annotation, molecular function: catalytic activity.